This is a messenger RNA of Limanda limanda (common dab), 2557 nucleotides long. RefSeq names its product L3MBTL histone methyl-lysine binding protein 1 (gene l3mbtl1). The transcript has 22 exons. Lineage: Eukaryota; Metazoa; Chordata; Actinopteri; Pleuronectiformes; Pleuronectidae. Gene Ontology annotation, molecular function: protein binding; zinc ion binding. Gene Ontology annotation, cellular component: nucleus. The coding region runs from base 1 to 2517 and encodes 838 amino acids. The record is from RefSeq and is a predicted model, not a curated record. Gene Ontology annotation, biological process: regulation of DNA-templated transcription.
AUGAGUGCCAAAGUGAACAUGGAGGCUCAACCGAAAGAAGAGCACAGAUCUGUGGAUGCGUCGUCCUCGUCCCCCACUGAGACCGUUCUCAUCUGUGGGAAUGAUGGUGUGGCUAAGAAGCCUCAGCCUCAGCCCCACACCACCACAGCUCUACUCCUUCAAGCUCCUGCUCUUAGUCAUCAGAAGGUGGAGGUGACUCCAACUGUUGCUGUGGGAGACCUAGGUAAAGGAGUCAGGGCCAAUCAGAUGGCUCUGCCUACCCUUACAGCACAAGUGGGUGGGGCUUGUAGCAUCGUCCAUGUCCUGGAAUGGAAGGAGGGGAUGGCGAUCCUGCCUAGCAGCAACCUCAAGUUCUGUGUGAGUGACGUAGGAACGCUGAGCACACUGAUGACCACAGGGCCGACCAGCAGCACAGCCGAAUUAGCAGCAGGGACUUCUGGGAGAUCCGCCGAUGCAGAAGGGGCUCCAGCAGACAAGCCAGAUGUGUCAGUCCCUGUAGGCCCAGUGCGAGGUGCAGCUGUGGAGCCGGCGAGGUUGGUUUCCAUCAAACCUGAAGUUCAGGUCGGACUGGGACAACUUAACAUUGAUCCCAGAGCGCAGAGGCCUUACACAGAGGAGCUACGAAGAGAGCCCAUCACUGACAGGAGGAGCGUUGGCGUGGAGAAAGUGCCGGCAGGUGGCAGAGUGUCCUCCCUUAACCCUGAUCACCUGAAACCCAUGAGGAAGAGGAAGAGGAAGGAGUACCUUAGUCCCUCUGAGGAAGACUCCGACAUGGAGGGCACGGAUGAGAAAAUGGAUGACUCUAAAGCAGACAGUCGACACAUAAGAGCAGCUGGAGACACUAAGACUGAGCAGUGGACGUGGGCUCUGUAUCUGGAGGAAACCAAAGCAGUUUUUUCUCCCAACAAGCUUUUCCAAGAGUCUCAGAGAGUGCCGACAGUGAAGAACGGCUUUAAACAGGGGAUGAAGCUGGAAGGCAUCGACCCGCAGCAUCCGUCCAUGUACUUUGUCCUCACUGUGGCCGAGGUCUGUGGUUACCGGUUGCGGCUCCAUUUUGAUGGCUACUCCGACUGUCACGACUUCUGGGUGAAUGCAAACUCUCCCGACAUCCACCCUGCAGGCUGGUGUGAGAGCACAGGACACAAACUGCACACUCCCAAAGGCUGUAAAGAGGAGGAGUUUACCUGGACCAACUACCUGAGAAUGACUAAAGCACAAUUGGCUACCAAAGAGUUGUUUGCCAGUCCGGGCAGGAUUGACGUGAAGUGCAGCUUCGACAUAGGCAUGAAGCUGGAGGCUGUCGACCGCAUGAACCCCUCCCUCAUCUGUGUAGCAACUGUCACUGACAUGGUGGACUAUCGUUUCCUGGUUCAUUUUGACAACUGGGAUGACACAUAUGACUACUGGUGUGAUGCUAGCAGUCCGUACAUUCAUCCGAUUGGUUGGUGCCAGGAGAGGGACCUGCCCCUAACCCCACCCCAAGAUUACCCAGACCAGGCCCGUUUCUCCUGGUCCCACUACCUGGAGGAGACUGGUGCUAAGGCUGUGGCUGCUGAAGCCUUUAAAGUGCGUGUGGCCCACAGCUUCCAACCUCAGAUGAAACUGGAGGCCGUGGACAAGCGAAGUCCUGGUCUGAUCAGAGUAGCCACAGUGGAGGAGGUCGAGACGCACCGCAUUAAGGUCCAUUAUGACGGCUGGAGUCACGUCUAUGAUGAGUGGAUGGACUCAGAUCACCCAGACAUACAUCCAGCAGGCUGGUGUGAAGCAACCGGUCACCCACUGAAAAUUCCCCCACAGGACUCCAAAACACAGGAGCCACACGGUGUGAGGGAGCCUCCUGCCAUCGGUCAGUCUGUCUACCCGUCCUCUGUUCCCUGCAAACCCAUCAGCCACCCCCGAUCCAACAAGUACAGCUUCCACAACAGGAAGUGUCCGACUCCAGGUUGUGACGGCUCAGGCCAUGUGACCGGUCGUUUCACUGCUCAUCACUGCAUAUCUGGCUGCCCGCUGGCUGAGCGUAACCAGGGCAGGCUGAAGGCUGAGCUGUCGGACUCGGAAUGCAAGAGGAACCUCUUCUUUGGCCAGAGGACCAAGAAGACCCAUUACCGUGGCAGGAUCGGUCGUCCUCCCAAAUACAGGAAGAACCAGCAGAGAGACUACCAGAACAUGUCCUCAGAAGUGUAUCCGUCCCUGUUCAUGUCGGCGCUGGGCGGCCAGUCAGACAGGACUCUGUCUCUGUGCUGGGAGCAGCACUGUAAACUGCUGCCUGGCGUUCAGGGCAUUCAUGCGAGCCAGGUGGCGGCAUGGAACGUCGAAGAGGUCUCCAGUUUUGUCCAGAAUCUAAUCGGCUGUGAAGAACAAGCUCGUGUGUUUAAAGACGAGAUGAUUGACGGGGAGGCCUUCCUGCUGCUCACCCAGACCGACAUUGUGAAGAUCAUGAGCAUCAAGCUUGGCCCCGCCCUCAAGAUCUCCAACGCCAUCCUCAUGUUCAAGAGCACAGACGAGGGACUCAAGUGAUCCCCCCCCCACUCAUUGGGGGGGUGGGACCACUAAUCAU